AUGGGAGCUUGUUGUACAAAAGAUAACCUGUAUGGAGGCUACACGACCUAUGAUAAAGAUGAUAGGGAUUCCAAUGGUGAUGAUGGAGAAGAGGUUCGACGUGGUGAAGAUGGCGCCACCGUUCGGUUACGUGGAUCCUCUGCGUUCACAUCGAUGUUUACUCAACGAGGAAGAAAAGGAAUCAAUCAAGAUGCAAUGACAGUUUGGGAGGAUUUCUCAGGGGAGAAAGAUUUGAUGUUUUGUGGAGUUUUUGAUGGUCAUGGCCCAUCUGGUCAUAGGGUUGCUCGCCAUGCACGAGACAUUCUACCCACGAAGCUCUCCACAGCUAUCAAGAAGCAGCUAUAUGAACCUGAAAAUGGGGUGGUUUCUGAAGCUUGUGUUGAACCAGAUAACAAUGGUGGAAAACAACGAAACCGGUUGGUUUCGAAAUGGGAAGCUGCUCUUGAAGAAUCUUUCAAAGAAGUUGAUCAAGAACUCAGCUUGGAUUCAUCUAUUGAUUGUUUCUGUAGUGGAACAACAGCCGUGACCAUUAUCAAACAGGUGAAUUUCCUUGAAAAUAACAUCCUAUAUUUUCCAAUUUUUAUCCAAUCCCUUGACCAUUUUGAUCAUCAGGGAGAGCAUUUGGUGGUUGCAAGCGUAGGUGACUCCCGGGCGGUUCUCUGCACCAGAGGAGACAAGCAUCAACUUAUUCCUAUUCAAUUAACAGUUGACCAGAAACCAAAUAUUCCAUGCGAAGCAGAAAGAAUAAAGAAUCGCCAAGGCAGAAUCAUAGCAGAAAAAGAAGAGCCAGAUAUAUACAGAGUAUGGGUACCAGAUGGAAAUUAUCCAGGUCUCGCCAUGUCAAGAUCCUUGGGAGAUUUUUGCCUCAAAGAUUACGGUCUCAUUUCAACUCCUCAAGUUUCCUACAGAAAACUAACAAGAAAAGACGAGUUCAUCGUUCUAGCAACAGAUGGGAUAUGGGAUGUAUUGACAAACAAUCAAGUGAUCAACAUAGUUGCUUCAGUAAGGAACAGAUCCAUGGCAGCUAAAUUAGUAGUGAAACUAGCAGUUAGUGAAUGGAAACGGCGAUUUCCAGGGUCAUUGAUCGACGACUGUGCAGCGAUUUGUUUGUUCUUCAAGAACCCACCAUUAUUAACGAAAUCAAUGACGAGUGUGGGAAGGAGGAACGUGAGAAGCCAUCCAGAACUUGCAGUUUCAAGAAGUUGUAGAUCAGUGGGGGUUGAUAGAAAAAGAGGAGUAAGAGAAGAAGAAGUUGAAGGUGGGUCUAUGAAAAGAGAAUGUUCAAAGGAAGAACGGACAAAGGAAGAACGGAAAGGUGUACAAGGGCUAAGAAGAGCAAAUUCACUGACGAGAGCUACUCGAUUUACGAAAACUUUGAGCCAUAAUCAGAGAACGGAGAAGUUUUAUCAUGAAGUUGAGUCACGUUAAAGUACUGUUCGAUGAAAGUCCUCACAGGCCCUAUGGGAAUGAAAGUGGCAAAACCAAAGAAGCCACAAGAAGAAGAAUCAAACCUCUCUUCUUUUGUGUUUCUUUUUCUUUCAUAAAUUCUUGUUUUGUUUGUUGGUUUGUUGGUAAAUCAGAAGAGUUUAGAAGAACCAAAAUUAUUGGCACUCUUCCCAUGAUAUAUGUAUACAUAUAUAUAUAUAUAUAUAAUUCUUUUUCUUUUGAGCUUAUGUUAUGUUGAAAUAAUGUAAAUUUCAACUUUAUAUGUUAUACAUAAUUCUUUUA
Cucumis melo (muskmelon) is the source of this 1728-nucleotide messenger RNA. Its product is annotated as probable protein phosphatase 2C 65. Lineage: Eukaryota; Viridiplantae; Streptophyta; Magnoliopsida; Cucurbitales; Cucurbitaceae. The record is from RefSeq and is a predicted model, not a curated record. Gene Ontology annotation, biological process: protein dephosphorylation. Gene Ontology annotation, molecular function: protein serine/threonine phosphatase activity. The transcript has 4 exons. Bases 1 to 1428 code for a protein of 475 amino acids.